UUUCUCUUGUUCCCUAACUUCUCAGUGUCGGCGAGCCGUUGGCAAGACUAGAGGCAGUUUCCGAUUUUCUUUGGAGAAAAGAUAGGCUUGGUUUUCAUGUCAGCCACGUCGCCCCUGCCAGUGGGUCAAGCAAUAGCUGCCUAUAUUGACCCUCAAUAUUAUGGCGGUGUGAUCGCCAUAUGUAUGUUCGGAAUAUGCAUCUCGCAAACAUGGACGUAUAUCCACACAAACGAUGAUAGAUGGCCCCUUCAAGUGACAGUCGCAUUUAUCUUUCUCUUUGUCUUCGGGUGCACCCUUCUAGACGCCUUGGCGCUCAAUCAUUAUCUGGUCCUCGAAUACGGGAAUAUCGUCGAACUAACACGAAUCACUCCCGAACUAUCACUUUUUACCCUGUUCACCGUGGUAGUUAUCGUAACUUCUGAUCUAUGUUUCGCUACUCGGGUCUGGAGGCUGAGGCGAGUCCAUUGGAUGGUCACCGCCUCAAUUGCUUUGACAGCGGUGGGAGCCUUGAUUCCCGGAAUCACGCUGGUGAACGCACUAUUCAAAUUUCCAACGAUAGGCAGCCUCAAUAACUUCCAUCGAAAGAUCGAAGUUGGAUUCAUCAACAUCCUCGCAGCGGUAUCGCAGUGCAUGUCAACCUUCGCACUUUGGUAUUCUUUUCAGGCUCAUAUAAAUGAGAUAGGGCCGAGUACUCCACAGUCUGUUCUCCUGCGCUUAAGUAGCGUCGUCGUCAAUCGAGGAGUGCUCUUGACGGUGUGUGAGCUCCUGGUGGCUUUUUUGUUCUUUUACCAUCCCGAAAGACUCUAUUGGUCGCCCUUUCAUCAAUUCCUAGCGCCACUGUAUUAUAUUACCAUACUCGCCACACUAAACGCGAGACGACCAGAACCCACUCAACCUUGGGAACUUCCUCCAGAGUCCCCUACCACACCUUCUGUCACACCAAGCGCGUUAGAGCACGGUCACAGUUUCCUCCGUGCCGGGUUAGGGAACGAAAUGCGAAUGAGGAUGGGUUGGGGAAUUACCCCCUUCUCUCUUGACGCUCCCGGCGCUAGUGCUAGAGGAAACCCAUCCCUACGGACUCGGACUCGGACCAGUACUCAAGACCGCAAACCACUGCCGCAACAGGCGUUUGCUGCUCUCACCCCGGAUUUCUACAAACAGAGUCCAAAUUUGGCACCUCAGGAGAAGAAAAAGGGUUGGGGAGGAACCAACGAGAAUAGAAAUGGAAGUGAUAUUUCGUUGGUUGAUCUGGCCACUCCGGAACUGUUGGUCGAUCAAAAGAGUGAGGUACUGGAGACGCCCCGACGACAACUACCACCGAUACCUCCUCCCGCAUUGCUUCCUAGAAGAACAGUUUAGGACUCGUCAGCGGUAGCCGGUACUUGUUUUCAGUGGAUCCCAUCACUCCAAGACGCUAUUUAUUAAGUUAAUCAUUCAUAAUCUCGUAUAAUGUCCAGGUAUGAUGAAGAAGCCUUGCCGUGAUGAACGGAAGUUCUUCCUUAUGACCGGUGACAAGCCGAAUGCGACAUGGAUUGAUUCGGGAACCCUCCUUGCAAAC
Molecule: messenger RNA, 1558 nt
Organism: Marasmius oreades (fairy-ring Marasmius)
Lineage: Eukaryota; Fungi; Basidiomycota; Agaricomycetes; Agaricales; Marasmiaceae
Exons: 18
Coding region: 97-1359 (420 amino acids)
Source: RefSeq, a predicted model, not a curated record